This is a messenger RNA of Symbiodinium sp. CCMP2592, 1497 nucleotides long. The record is from the annotation of a GenBank genome assembly. Lineage: Eukaryota; Dinophyceae; Suessiales; Symbiodiniaceae.
AUGAAAAUCACAUCCCGCAACGUGAGUUCGUAUCACGACGAGUUCACGAAGUGGUUGGAGCAAUCGGAGUUCAAGGAAAAGUACACCUCGAAUUCCUUCAAAGCGGCGCGUGCCCUGCGCAAAAAACUGGUCAACUGGGGGAUGCUGAAGUUUUUCGAGGAUUUCUUCUCGGCUUCGACAGACUUCCUCCACUCGGACCUGCAGUCAGGUCACGAACGCACGCUGCUAAACCUCAACCAGCUGACAACCUUCCUAGAGGGCAGCUUCAAAGGUCAGCAUGAGUCACUGCUUGCGAUAUCCUUGAUGGAGCUUUUCAAGAUGUGCGUUCCUUUGCUGCCUUCUUCGGUGACGGAUAGCAAGAGUCGCUUGUUGCCUUUCGUGUUCAAGGGCGGGACAAAUUCGCAAGCUUUGAUUCAGGCGAUGGAGCGUCUGGCAUGUCCAGUGGAGGGAGCUGUCUUCAUCGAGAAGCUUGUGAAGGCGAGUUGCAAAGCCGCAGCUGUUGCAGCAAGUGCCUCUGGCAAAAAACGCCCCAGAGCUCCAGAGCUGGAGGACAGUGCAACGGCACCCAAGAGAGCGCCCAAGGCUAAAGCAAAAGCCAAGGGCAAAGCAAAGGCUGCUGGCAAAGCCAAAGCUGCGAAGCAGGGUGUGUUGCAGGACGGUGAAACCUUGGAGACGUUGCAAGGUGACGUGCUGAUGGAAAUGCACGAGGGCUUCAGACCUCGUUUGUGGUUUGAUGACCUGUUGUCAGCCGUAAGUGCUUGCAAGGUUCCAGUUCCCAAGCAGGGUGAUUUCGAGUCGACGGAAGCCAGAUUGUUCAGCACCAUGCUGGGUUAUGGGUUGGAGCUCGCUUGCACCGGAAGCAUUUCCUUGAACAAGAAGACGCUCAACUGCUGGAGCAAGGCUCGGCCGGCACUGCAAGCGCUGAUGACAAAGUGCAGGAAGACAUCCAGCGGAUCGUUGUCAGCACCGGCGGCAGCGUCUUCGGCGACAACAUCAGUCGAGGACAUUGUUGACAGGCUCGCGCAGGAAGUGGAGAUGGCCGAGGAGGCAGCUACCCAACGAUUUCUCAGUGCCCUAGACACAGGCUCGACUCCACUUGCAGUUGCCAAGACGGUUCUGGCCGACAAAGACACGAUGUACACGGCUGAGAAGUUCUUCAACGAGAACAUUGCCAGGAAUCCGAACAAGCAUCCUGUGUACGGACAGCUAUGCUCGUCUUUUCGAAACACGCUGUGCACAUGCCGAUCGCCGACGGAUGGGUGGGAUGUCCAAGACAACGACUGCGACUUCCACGAUUCCACGUUCACCAUCCCGGACAUCGUUGCUGGACUCGCAAUGAUGAUCGAACAGGUUGAUUUGAUCCCCUGGGUUCUACCACUCUUGGGGAGCAGCUGCCUGUUGUCAGCGGCAACUCCAGAUGGGCAGCAGGAUCGUGAGAUGUGUUUACCUGAGGUUUACCUGCCUACUGACUGCGUUGCCGGCCGCAUGGUCAGCUAG